AACAACCGGCCCCACAUGGCGGGCGGGGCCGGGGCCCCGCGGUCCCGCCUCAGCACCGCCCCGGCCCCUCCUCAGGUGCGGCCGGCGCCGCCCCGCGCAGGUCGGGGCCCGGAAGGCCCGGGGCGGCGGUGGCGGGAGGCGAUGGCGGGCGCGGGGCCGCUGGGACCGCUGCUCCUGCUGCUGCCGCCCCUCCUGUUGCUGACCCCCGGCGCGGCCCUGCGGCUGCUGCUGGACGCCGCGCCGCCCUUCACCUGCUCCCAGCCGGAUUUAAACUGUCUCGUAAGAAAUAGUACCUGCAUGGAGUCGAGCUGGCUGAAGCUUCCAGGUUGGACUCCUUCUGCUCCAAGCAGUCUUUAUGUCUCUUCUCAUGUUUUCCGUCAGGUGGAUGGAAAACUGCUCCCUGUGCUUCAGAUAGAAUGGAAAGUGGCUACUGAUGCCAGCAUCCGCUGUCUGGAAGGGGCAGAGCUCGCCGUGCUGCAGGUGAACAGCAAUCAACAGGUCUGUGCCCAGUUUGACUUCCAGAACAAUUUGCCUCUUCAGGUCCGUCCGGAUGGAGGCCGGUGGAAUUUCACUUUUGACCGUUUUGAAGUAGAACCUGGCCAGACUUACCAAGUGACUGUCUACCACCUGCCCAAGCUGGGUGUAAAUGGAGACUACAACUGCAAGUCCACGUCUGUCACAGUGCCUGACUGCAGCGAUUCUCUGAUGAAAAAAACCAUCCCAUGUAUAAAGACAGGCAGCUCGUGGGAACCCAGGAUCCAGGGUAAAAGUCUAGAUGAUACAACUCUGCUCGUGAGCUUCACCCCAUGGAUGGAGCCAGCCCGAUACCACAUUCAUGUGGCCAGUUACCUGCAUGAGAAGAAGUGUAAAAUGAUCACACAUGAUUUCACUGAGGGUGGACUACAAGAGCAAGUGAAUGUCACAAUCAAAAUAGAAAAGAACAUAAAAGCUUGCUGCAGCUACAAAAUACAGAUUCAGCCAUUCUUUGCGAACUGUGGCACAGACUGUCUGAGACACUCUGCUUUCAUCCCAUGUCCACCAGCUCCAAGUGCAGACCCAUCAGGACGCCAACAAGGGAAAUCCAACCACAGUGAUUUGCAAACUGCACCAUAUACCGACCUCCCCCUGCCGCCCUUGAAGCCCCGGAAGGUUUGGAUUGUGUACUCUGCUGACCACCUGCUGUACGUGGACGUGGUGCUGAAGUUUGCUGAGUUCCUGAUGACGGUCUGUGGCACUGCUGUAGCCUUAGACCUGCUAGAAGAUCAUCAGAUCUCGGAGUUAGGGCCGUUGCCCUGGCUUACUCGGCAGAAGAAGGAAAUGGAAGACCUGUCUUCAAAGAUCAUUAUCUUGUGUUCUCGGGGCACCCAGGCCAAAUGGCAAGCCAUGCUUGGGAGUGAGCCUGUGUGUCUCAAACAAGAUCAACAGAAGCCAAUGGGAGACCUGUUCACCCCAGCCUUGAAUUUGAUCCUGCCAGAUUUCAAGAAGCCAGCCUGCUUUGGGAUGUACAUAGUCUGCUACUUUGAGGGAAUAAGCAGUGAGAAAGAUAUACCUGAUCUGUUCAAUGUCACAUCCAGGUACCAGCUGAUGGACAAAUUUGAGGAUAUUUAUUUUCGGAUUCAGGAUUUGGAGAAGUUUGAACCUGGGCGGAUCCAUCGAAUCCAGGAAAUCACGGCUGAAAAUUAUGUCGAUACCCCCAGUGGGAGGAAGUUGAAAGAGGCCGUACAGAAGUUCAAGAGCUGGCAGACUGAGCACCCAGACUGGUUUGAGAGGGAAACCAUCUGCUUGGAUAAUGAUGAAGAAUUGCAUUCCCUAAACAGAGAGAGCCAGGUGGAUUCAUUGCUGAGUGAAUCAAGUGGGAUUGUGAAACACCAGCUGCACCUGCGUGAGCCUGACCCCAACUGCUGUUAUGUCAUCAACCUCCACAUGCAUGAAGGUGAAAAUACAGGCUGUAAACUGCAGCCUCAACUUAAUCCAUGUGGGGAUCCAGCUUCUCAGACUGUGGUCCUUCCUGUGGAUGAGGCUCCUCUAGUUCAAGUAGUGGAGCCAGUCUCUCCCGUGGAAGACAGAAAUGUACUUAGUCAUCAUGUGCUGAGUAAUGAGAACUGUAUGGAAGGAGUUCCUCUUCUGGAGACAAGCUUUCCAAUGAGGAAUAACAUCAUUCUCCACGAUGACUCUGACGUUUCAGCAGUAGCUGACCACAGUCCUGCCAACCUCUCAGGUGAACUGAGGGACCAUCUGAAUGGGUUUAUGUACCCUCUUUAUCAACAGAGUGUCGUUCCUUCAGAGCUGUAUCUCUGCCAGGAGGAGGCUGACGGGCAGCACCAGUUGGUCUUUGAUGACCAGUGCAAAGACCAAAGACAGUCAGUGCAGUCAGACCAGGGCUACAUCUCUAGAUGUUCUCCUCUGCCUCCUGAUGACCUCGUAGAGGAGGAGGAGGAAGAGGAGGAGGAGGAUCAAGAAAAACAGGUAGUCUCCCAUGAACUCUCUCCAGAGGUCUUGAACAGUCUAAGGAGCCUCCAGAAGCAGCUGUUUUUCCAGGACAUUCAGAGGAGCUCUAACUGGAGCUAUCCAGCUGAGGUGAUGGACAUUGACCAGUCUCUGGAGGACUGUUAGGUUCUGUCUGGGACCUGCUCCAUUUGAAAUACAGAGGUGGAAGGUGGUCCCGUGCAGAAUACUGAAACUGCAUUUCCAACACCAUCCUUGUCCUUGUAUUGUAAAUGACUUAGCAGUGGGAUCUGUCUGCUGCUGGGAUGCAGGGUUGCCCAGCAGACUGGUGAUGUUGCUUCCAGUCUCUGUGGGGAGAAGCAAUGAAUAUUGCUCACCUCUGUGAAAGAACAGGCAGUAGCUCUGUUCCUUGGGGAAAGGCAUUAAAUUGAAUCCUCACUGAUAGAUGGCAGAAAAAUUACUGUGGCUUAUCCACUCGUGCCUUCAAAAUGCCCUCCAGCUGAACUGAUGCUAUUGCACUGGAUAAAAGUCAUGGCCAGGGUUUGGAAAAUAGAUUUAGAUAGCAUGGCAAAAUGUGCAUUGCCAUUUCCAUACACAUUUUAAAUGUUUUGUUGUAAAUACUGUGUCAAAGAUGUGUGCCUUAAAUCUCAGCUAGGUUAGUGCUUUUUCUACCUGUUGAUUCAUAUGCCUGAAGACUUUUCUUUUGCCACUCAUCCAUUAAUUUCCAGCUGCAUUUCCAUGGUCAUUCAGAAAUCAAGUGGAGUAACUGAGCAGUAGGUGGGAUAAACUUUUAAAUUGUGAGUCUUCAUAACUCUCCCUGCCUCCCUGCUGGGAGGUAUGGGCUUGAAAACUAGCAAUAGCAGGAAGGGGGAAAAGGGAGAUAAAGGACCAAAAAAUGGAAUUUGGAGUUGUUGCACAAUUUUGAGAAAAAUCUGCGGCUAAAUAGAGAAUCUUUGAAUUGGAAAUCUGCUGUAUCCUGCUACACAGUGCUGCAGUGCUGUUUGCUUUUGGGUAUCUUGGCACCAGGGAGAUGUGAACUGAAGAUGUAGGUAGUGGCACACAAUUAAAGAAAUGAAAGACUAUUUUGGAGGAGAAAAAAGCUCAGCUUCAGCAGACGCUGUUUUAGAGCGGAGGUUAUAUCUGAGUUAUGGGAGGCUGAGUGAAAAUGACUGUAACAUGUACUUGUGUGGGUAUAAACUCAAACACAGGUAGUUCAGGUUAACCAUAGUGAAAUACUGAAUAGACCAAGGGGUUCAUCCUCCAGGAGCAGUGAUGGUAACUCUAUCAAUUCCAGUGUUUUUUAAAAAUGGGGCUGAAUGCACUAGAAAAAAUUGUUCCCUGCGAGUAAUGGCACAUUGGCCCUUGUAGCACUGGCUGGGUAGCAGACUAGCUGAGGUUGGCAUUUACCCUGUUUCUUAUCACUGUUUCUGCAGCCCAGUGGACAACAGCCUGUGAGAUGUAAAUACACCCAGGUCUUUCUCCUGUGCCUUCAGACAAGCUUGUCGUCUUCCUGUCCUUCAAAGUUUACUUGUCAAAAAAUCUUAGGAUAAUUUUAUUUCAGCUUCUUAAAAGUCUGAUGUCUCAGAGAAUGAUCUAGUUUUUGACUUGCAAUGAAUAUUUUAUUAUGUAUAUUUUAUAAUUUUAUGAAUUGUGGGGGUUUUCCUUAAAUUAAAAACCAAGAAUACCUUUUGAAUAUA
Molecule: messenger RNA, 4142 nt
Organism: Pipra filicauda (Wire-tailed manakin)
Lineage: Eukaryota; Metazoa; Chordata; Aves; Passeriformes; Pipridae
Gene: IL17RA
Product: interleukin 17 receptor A
Exons: 12
Coding region: 16-2613 (865 amino acids)
Molecular function (GO): interleukin-17 receptor activity
Source: RefSeq, a predicted model, not a curated record